AUAACAGCUUUGUGUAUGCACAAAAACAAACAAAAAAUCUGCAAUUUGGAAACAGAAGAAGCUUAGCUCAUGACAUGAACUGCAAACUGAACCGGAUUAUCAAAGAUGCACACUUUGGUUCAACCUUGUAAGUCUUUAUCUCUUCAUACCUUCUCGUUACCACUUCAUAGAACCAAUUUCCUUGUCUCUUCUGUGCAUAACAAACACAUAAAAUCCUCUGCUGGGUCCAUAAAAAGUCUGUUUUUUUCUAAGAAUAUCUCACUUUUGAGAGGUACCCAUCUCUCAUUUUGCUCUCAAGAUGACGCCUUGGAUAAAUUUUCAAGUGCCCAAUUGCCUGAGAGGCAGGAAAAUGAUGGAAUUCAAGAUAAUGAAGAGCUUGAAUUGUUAAAUAAGCCAUCUCCAGUAGCUUUAAAUAAUGGGUUAAGUGUAGAAGUGGAAAAAGAACCUGAAAAGAUUGACACUGAUGAAGCUUUAGCCCCUUUUUUGAAAUUUUUUAAGACUAAAGAUUCAUUAGGAGAAGUGAAGGAAGAGGAAAGUGAAUUGGAUGUUGCAGUAGAGGUUAGUAAUGAGAAUAAUGAAGUUAAGAAGGUUAUUGUGGAUUAUUACGAGCCGAAACCGGGUGAUUUUGUUGUAGGUGUUGUGGUUUCUGGUAAUGAGAAUAAGCUAGAUGUAAAUGUUGGGGCAGAUUUGCUAGGUACAAUGCUGACAAAGGAGGUUCUGCCUCUGUAUGACAAAGAGAUGGAUUAUUUGUUGUGUGAUAUGGAGAAGGAUGCUGAGAGUUUUAUGGUUAGAGGGAAGAUGGGAAUAAUUAAGGAUGAGGCUGCCUUGAGCCAGGGAUCAGGGCAAGGAAGGCCGGUUGUGGAGACAGGAACUAUAUUGUUUGCAGAGGUUCUUGGGAGGACACUGAGCGGCAGGCCGUUGCUUUCUACUAGACGUUUAUUUCGCCGUCUAGCUUGGCAUCGAGCGAGGCAGAUAAAAGAGCUGAAUGAGCCUAUUGAGGUUGAACUUACAAAGUGGAAUACAGGAGGGUUGCUUACAAGAAUCGAGGGAUUGCGAGCUUUCCUUCCAAAGAUUGAAUUAGUGAACAGAGUGAACAACUUCAAGGAGUUGAAAGAUAAUGUAGGUCGCCGAACAAAUGUACUGAUUAUUCGAAUAAAUGAGAGUAACAAUGAGCUGGUAUUGAGCGAAAGGGAAGCUUGGGAAAGGUUAAACCUUCGGGAAGGAACACUUCUGGAAGGAAUUGUUAGGAAAGUAUUUACAUAUGGAGCACAAGUAAGAAUUGGGGGAACUAACCGAAGUGGGCUGGUGCAUAUCUCUAACAUCAGUCGGAACCGAGUUACUGAUGUUAGUGAAUUACUUAAAGUUGAUGAGAAGGUUAAAGUCCUGGUUGUGAAGUCAGAUUUUCCUGAUAAAAUUUCACUCAGUAUUGCUGACCUUGAAAGCGAGCCAGGCCUUUUCAUAUCAAACAAAGAGAGAGUGUUUGCAGAGGCAGAAGAGAUGGCACGGAAGUACAGAAAAAAGCUACCUGCGGUUUUAGCUCCUCGUAAGUCCGCAGACCCUCUAAGCAACACAUUACCAUUUGAUGAAGAAGAAACUAUGUAUUCAAAUUGGAAAUGGUUCAAAUUCGAAAGGGAUUAACGGAACCACUACUGACCUAGGUUUGCAAUAUGAAGGAGAACUUGUAACUUGUCGAUGUGCAGCACGAAUAACAUUUAUUCUACUUUUUUUUUUGUGAAUUGCAUUGUCUAUUUAAAAAUUGACAACAGCAGCAUAUGAUGAUUGAUGAUCAUAACCUGGACGUGAGUUCUGUCCAGUUGUUGUAUACUUUCAAACAUCAAAUUAUUUUGUUGUUUGAUUAUAAGAAAUGUAUGUAAAUCCAAGUGAACAAGUUGAAACUGCCUAACUGAAUAGGUUGGGGGCUCUAUGUAUUAGAGACUGUAUAGUCAAGAAAUGUAACUUUAAAGUCCAUUUUUUAUGAUAA
This is a messenger RNA of Mercurialis annua (annual mercury), 1981 nucleotides long. RefSeq names its product protein PIGMENT DEFECTIVE 338, chloroplastic. The transcript is spliced from 8 exons. The record is from RefSeq and is a predicted model, not a curated record. Gene Ontology annotation, molecular function: RNA binding. The coding region runs from base 106 to 1638 and encodes 510 amino acids. Lineage: Eukaryota; Viridiplantae; Streptophyta; Magnoliopsida; Malpighiales; Euphorbiaceae. Gene Ontology annotation, biological process: RNA stabilization.